AUGCUUUUGACAGGCAGAUCUCGAGCACUACAUCCGCGAAAGGAGUUUCGCCGUUACACUCGAAUAUGUUAUUUAGCACUGUCCGCUAUAAUAUCAUUGUUCAUAAUCAGCAGAGUUCUAAAUAGGCAAGAAUAUCUGCUUUCAAGGCCUAAUACAGCGCCCUCUAGGUCUACUAUUAUCCGCCCAGGAGAUAUAGUCAGUAAGAUCUCGCGGGAAGUGAGGCCACGAAAUGAUCAAGCGCCAUUUGCCCAUGAGCCAACGGGGCUUGGAACAUUACGUGAUGUUCGGUACGUUGCCCACUGA
Penicillium concentricum is the source of this 303-nucleotide messenger RNA. RefSeq lists its product as uncharacterized. Bases 1 to 303 code for a protein of 100 amino acids. The transcript is spliced from 2 exons. The record is from RefSeq and is a predicted model, not a curated record. Lineage: Eukaryota; Fungi; Ascomycota; Eurotiomycetes; Eurotiales; Aspergillaceae.